Molecule: messenger RNA, 576 nt
Organism: Mesorhabditis spiculigera
Lineage: Eukaryota; Metazoa; Nematoda; Chromadorea; Rhabditida; Rhabditidae
Source: the annotation of a GenBank genome assembly
AUGCCAUUCAGUAACCCGGAUGCUAGCCUUCUAACAAGCUUAGAAGGCAGCUCUACCGCGGUACCGCUGAUCCAUUGUCGUGCCUUCUUCUUUGUGGAUUUAUCAAACAGCAGCAGACAAUACCAAUUCUUUGAUCUCCUUCAGAGCAACAUCAAGGGCGUAGCCUCCAAACUUUAUAAUGAUCCACGAUUGGACUUCCAAGCCAAUUAUCAGUGCUAUGGCGACGAUCUAUGCGGUGGACCUGACGCCAGCACGACACUUGAUCAGACGAACUUCAAUGCAGUUGUUGACGGGUCUUUUGAUGAAGUAUCGGGGGAGCCACACCCUAACGCGCAGACAAUUGAAUACGCCGCCUCCAGGAUGGGGGUCCAUUUUGGCAAGAUCGUGACCCUACUGCAUACUGACAGUAGUCAAACUGACAUCGACGCGGCUGCUAAUCAAUGGAAAGAUCAAACCAUCGGCUAUUCGUUCGAGGGCGAUGACAUGUCGGCAGUGUCGAUCUACAGCUUUGACGGGGACGAUCAAGAGACAACCGUUCAGAACAUUGUCGACCUAUGCAAGUUGUAUACGAAUGAG